GUAAGCCGGUUGCGCAAAUUUUCAGUUUUAUGUCCUUUGCACUGAAAAGGACUCAAGAAGGGUAUUUUCGUGGUGCUUGUGGCUGACUGACACACUUUCCAACAAAAAACAUUUUCUUACAAAUAAAGCUAGGAAAUAAAAUUAUUUAAGGUCUAUGAGGCAAAUAACUAAAUGAAAUAUUAGAGUGCGCAAAAUUUAAGUGGGAAGUGAAAAUUAAGCAGUUUACAUCUGUUCUUGGUCGCAUCUACUGCUCAAAACGUGUUAUUGGACAGACAACCAAAAAAUCAGGGGCUUUCGCAAUGUUCACACUAUGGUAUUCUGUACUCAGUUACAAAGAAUACAGAAAAUCCAGCAUGGUUGACGCCGCCGUUUUGGAAAAAUUGGAAUCCGGAUUCAAGAAACUCCAAGAAUCCGAUUCCAAAUCGCUCUUGAAGAAAUUCUUGACCAAAGAAAUCUUCGACAACCUAAAAACCAAGAAGACCUCUUUCGGUUCCACCCUUCUUGAUGUCAUCCAAUCCGGUUUGGAAAAUCACGACUCCGGAGUAGGCAUCUACGCUCCCGAUGCUGAAGCCUACACCGUGUUCGCUGACUUGUUCGACCCCAUCAUCGAAGACUACCACACUGGAUUCAAGAAGACUGACAAACAUCCACCAAAGAACUGGGGCGAUGUAAGCAGCUUUGGCAACGUCGAUCCAACCGGCGAAUACGUCGUCUCGACCCGUGUCCGUUGCGGCCGUUCCAUGGAGGGAUACCCAUUCAACCCGUGCUUGACUGAAGAACAAUACAAAGAGAUGGAAGCCAAGGUGUCCACGACCUUGUCCGGCUUGGAAGGCGAAUUGAAGGGCACCUUCUACCCACUGACCGGCAUGAGCAAAGACGUGCAACAGAAGUUGAUCGACGAUCACUUCUUGUUCAAGGAGGGCGAUCGCUUCUUGCAAGCCGCCAACGCUUGCCGCUUCUGGCCAUCCGGCCGCGGUAUCUACCACAACGAGAACAAAACCUUCUUGGUGUGGUGCAACGAGGAGGACCAUCUCCGUCUGAUCUCCAUGCAAAUGGGCGGCGAUCUUGGCGCCGUCUACCGUCGCUUGGUGUCCGCCGUCAACGACAUCGAGAAGCGCGUGCCGUUCUCCCACAACGACAGGCUCGGCUUCCUCACUUUCUGCCCGACCAACUUGGGAACCACCGUGCGCGCCUCCGUGCACAUCAAGGUGCCCAAGUUGGCCGCCAACAAGGCCAAGUUGGACGAGAUCGCCGGCAAGUUCAACUUGCAAGUGAGAGGCACCCGCGGCGAGCACACCGAAGCCGAGGGCGGCAUCUACGACAUCUCGAACAAGAGGCGCAUGGGGCUCACCGAGUUCGACGCCGUCAAGGAAAUGUACGACGGCAUCUCUGAACUCAUCAAGAUCGAAAAAGAAUUGUAAACCCCAACUAACUACAUUCUUAUUUAAAGAUUCUUUUAUCAUAUUUCAUUUACGUGAUUUUAACUAACUACCUACAUACUAAUUACCUAUAAGCAAUGAUAUUAUGUACGUAAGUUAUUUAUUUAAAACAUUUUGCCAAAAUCGUUUCCAGAAACGCUAAACUUUCUUUCUGGCAACGUCAGUUAGUGUAAUCAGCUUUCUAGUCGACACUAUUUUAAAAAAAACAAAUAAUUCUUUAUAAAUAAUGUCAAACAUUGGAUUACACUAUUUAUUAUUUUUUAAUGAAUAUUAUUAUAUUCCUUUUACUAUUACCAAAUAUUAUUAUUUUAUUAUUUAUAAUGUAAAAAUGUAAGUAUUAUUUAAUUGUACCGCAAAUUUAUUAUAAACAUUUAAUAAAAGACGUCCAAUGUACCCAAACC
Messenger RNA from Brassicogethes aeneus, 1840 nucleotides. Lineage: Eukaryota; Metazoa; Arthropoda; Insecta; Coleoptera; Nitidulidae. The record is from the annotation of a GenBank genome assembly.